AUGCAAAUUAAUAUUAAAAUGGCAGUCGUUUUAGCGAAAAAAAUUUGUGAACUCAACACAGAUAUUAAAAAUGCAUUAAUUACUGCUAUUGUACUCACGAAGACAACGCCCAACACUUUCGUUGCGCGCGAUUCAAAUGAAUAUCGCAGCGUUUUUUCCUUUACAUUGCAGGUCAAUGAUGGACAAGGACGCUUAAACAAACACAACUAUCGCGAUGUGGAUGCCUUUUGCGAGUUGCAUAAUUUCCGACGCGUGCCACAUAACUCGCUCCAAUUUAAGGACGGCAGUAAGCCACUCUGCAGUGCUCUCAAUUUGCACGAUGUGCGCUGCAGCAUAAUGGAAAAUAAUGCAAAAGAGCAAUUUAUUGACUUGUUGGUUUUAGUGGCUGCUCAGUGUCCGGUCAAAGAAGUGUGAAGUAAACGCAACGGUGCAAUUCUAAAUUGUCUUGAGCUAAUUGUUAUCGAUAGUAGCCAUGCUGAUGCUGUUGUGAUGAUCAUUUGGCAGCCUGACUGGAUACAACGGGCGCAACAUUAUUGGGAAGCGAUGCGCACAGUCGUGCAUUUAAUCGAGGUCAAGUUGGGAUAUUCCGAAUUUUACAAAAGUACCACAUUAUCUUUUACCGGACGCACGCAACUCAUCAAAAUUACUCACGCGCCCAUCUAUAAUUCAGAACAAUUCACCGCCGUUCUUUAUGCAAUGCUAACUCAUUUCGAUUUUGAUGGCUCUGGUCAAGUGCUAAGCCGCAAAUGCAAAUCCUGUAAUGCCCUACUUAGGCGUAAUCAAAUCAUAUGCGAUAUGGAGCAAUGCCAAUUGGCUUUUUCGAUUAACUAUGAAGGUGAAAAAUUCGAACAUUUUUUCACCAUUAACGUCCAGUUUAGCGAUCAUACUGGCACUUUGUUGGAAUCACGCCUGUCUGGCGCUGUGGCUGAACGUGUGCUCGCUCUAACGCCAUCGCAGUAUCAAGCUUUAAGUGAACAGCAGAAGGAAGAAUAUAAAUGGAAAUACCUGAUGAAUCACUUUGAGGUGAAGUUGGCUGUGCGUAAAGCGAGCGCUAUGCGACGACAAAUGAGUGUGCUCGUGGUGGAAAUGAGAGCUGUAGAAAUACCAGAAUUAGCAGCAAAGCUGUGCGUAUUUUCAAUGAAAUAAACAAAUGUAUUUACGCGCCUUCUCAUGAGCCCUUUUUGUAUAAACAUACAAGAGCA
Molecule: messenger RNA, 1202 nt
Organism: Rhagoletis zephyria (snowberry fruit fly)
Lineage: Eukaryota; Metazoa; Arthropoda; Insecta; Diptera; Tephritidae
Gene: hdm
Product: meiosis specific with OB domains hold'em
Biological process (GO): resolution of meiotic recombination intermediates
Molecular function (GO): single-stranded DNA 3'-5' DNA exonuclease activity; single-stranded DNA binding
Source: RefSeq, a predicted model, not a curated record